GUUCGGGGAUCGGGGCGGGGAGCCCAGUGAGGCCGCCGCGCCGAGGGCUGCGGACAAACAUCUUGGAAAAUGUAUACAAGUCAUGAAGACGUUGGGUAUGAUUUUGAAGAUGACCCCAAAGAUAAGAAGACACUUAAACCCCACCCAAACAUUGAUGGCGGAUGGGCUUGGAUGAUGGUCCUUUCCUCUUUCUUUGUGCACAUCCUCAUCAUGGGCUCCCAGAUGGCCCUGGGAGUCCUCAACGUGGAGUGGCUUGAAGAAUUCCAUCAGAGCCGUGGCCUGACGGCAUGGGUCAGCUCCCUCAGCAUGGGUGUCACCUUGAUUGUGGGACCUUUCAUUGGCUUGUUCAUUAACACCUGUGGGUGCCGCCAGACCGCGAUCAUCGGAGGGCUGCUGAACUCGCUGGGCUGGGUGUUGAGUGCCUACGCCGGAAACGUGCAUUAUCUCUUCAUUACCUUCGGAGUGGCAGCCGGCUUUGGCAGCGGGAUGGCCUACUUGCCGGCCGUGGUCAUGGUGGGCAGGUACUUCCAGAAGAGGCGCGCGCUCGCCCAGGGCCUCAGCACCACCGGGACCGGGUUUGGCACAUUCCUCAUGACGGUUUUGCUCAAGUACCUGUGCGCAGAGUACGGAUGGCGGAAUGCCAUGUUCAUCCAAGGCGCGGUGUCCCUGAACCUGUGUGUUUGCGGGGCGCUCAUGAGGCCCCUCUCUCCUGGGACGGAUGGAGACGACCCAGAAGGGAAAGAGCCACACGUCCUCCCGGCUCACCCCACCGAAUCUGUUCGGUCCAGUGGACAGCUGGGCGGAGCGGAAGAGAAGGGGGGCGGCCCCGGCACCGAGGACUCCCUCGGGGACAUGCCAGCCCAGGCGUGCCACGAGAAGGCUGCACACAGAAAGGACGUGUGCGCCUUUCGGGUUCUGAAGACCGUGAGCCGGCUGACCGUGAGGGUCAGGAAGGGCUUCCGGGAUUGGUACUUGGGCUAUUUUGGGACAGCCUCGCUCUUUACUAAUCGGAUGUUUGUUGCCUUUAUUUUCUGGGCUCUGUUUGCAUACAGCAGCUUUGUCAUCCCUUUCAUUCACCUCCCAGAAAUAGUCAAUUUGUAUAAUUUAUCAGAGCAAAACGAUGUUUUCCCUCUGACUUCGAUCAUAGCGAUAGUUCAUAUCUUCGGAAAAGUGAUCCUCGGCGUUGUGGCCGACUUACCUUGCAUCAGCGUUUGGAAUGUCUUCCUGAUGACCAACUUCACCCUAGUCCUCAGCAUUUUUAUUCUGCCCUUGAUGCACACGUACGCUGGCCUGGCAGUCAUCUGUGCACUGAUAGGGUUUUCCAGCGGUUAUUUCUCCCUGAUGCCGGUGGUGACUGAAGACUUGGUGGGGAUUGAGCACUUAGCCAACGCGUACGGCAUCAUCAUCUGUGCUAACGGCAUCUCUGCGUUGCUGGGACCACCUUUUGCAGGGUGGAUCUACGACAUCACACAAAAAUAUGAUUUUUCCUUCUAUAUAUGUGGUUUACUCUACAUGGUAGGAAUACUCUUUUUACUCAUUCAACCGUGUAUUCAAAUUAUAGAACAAUCCAGAAAAAAAUACAUGGAUGGUGCAAAUGUGUAG
Molecule: messenger RNA, 1602 nt
Organism: Eubalaena glacialis (North Atlantic right whale)
Lineage: Eukaryota; Metazoa; Chordata; Mammalia; Artiodactyla; Balaenidae
Gene: SLC16A14
Product: solute carrier family 16 member 14
Exons: 5
Coding region: 70-1602 (510 amino acids)
Biological process (GO): transmembrane transport; monocarboxylic acid transport
Molecular function (GO): monocarboxylic acid transmembrane transporter activity
Source: RefSeq, a predicted model, not a curated record